CGGCGGCCUAUAAAAUCGGCUUGCAGUUUCCUUACCACACAAAAUUGGAUAUUCCCUUCCUUUUCUUCUCAACGAUAACUUUAACCAUACAGCAUCACUGAAGCUGGCCCAUCUACAUUCCUUCAUCAAAUCAAUAUCAUGAGAAUACUCGCUAUAGUUGUAAUCGCUAUUACAACCCUUAUGACUACGACGCUAGCACUCCCAGUGCUUGACAGCGACUUGGCGGCAAGCCCUUUUAUUCACGAGCACGGGCGCUCCACCUCAAAACUAAGAAAAACCCACAAACAGAAGAAGUUAUAGACAAUGCAUGACGCUGAGCGUUUUGAAACGACCACCACAACAUAUAUAUAAAAUGUACAUGAAUUUUAGCUUAAUUCAAAUCCUGUGUUGGAGUGGAUAGCUAUGAGAAAAAACAAAAUAAAAAACUUCCAUCAGCAUAAUCUU
Messenger RNA from Umbelopsis ramanniana AG, 444 nucleotides. RefSeq lists its product as uncharacterized. Lineage: Eukaryota; Fungi; Mucoromycota; Umbelopsidomycetes; Umbelopsidales; Umbelopsidaceae. The coding region runs from base 139 to 300 and encodes 53 amino acids. The record is from RefSeq and is a predicted model, not a curated record. The transcript has a single exon.